AUGGAGCCAGGCUCGCUGGUGGCAUCUGGGGCAUUAAGGGCCCAGGGGGGCUAUCGGAGACCCCUGUGCAGGAAUUUUGCCCGUGGAUCCUGUCGAUGGGGCCAGAGCUGCCGCUUCUCGCAUGACAGAAAGUCAGUCCACAUCUGCAAGUACUUCCAGAGGGGAUUUUGCAGCUACGGAGAGCAGUGCAGCUAUGAGCACAUCCAAGAGGAGCCGGUGCCGGUGGGGACCCUCUAUGGCCCCAGGCCCACCGUGCCCCCCAGCCGCUGGAGCUCGGACCCUGGCCGUGUGCCUGCGGCAGCAGCCCAGGGCUGGGGGGGAGCCCGGCAUGGCUUGGUCCACCCUGUCCCCACUGUGACGCACGUGGCCUUCAAGUUUGCAAGUAUGAAGGUUGAGGAGGAAGAGAAAAACAAGGAGAAUAUUACAGCACCUGGUAACAUCCCCCGUGGGGCCAUCGGUGGAGAAUUUGUCCCUGCACAAGCUCAGGGUGCCUCAGGCUCCCAACCGCAAGGCCUAGGGCUGGAUCCAAAUUCUCCUGACCCCAGAGAGGCAGUGGUGGAGACAGCUACACGGACUGACCCUGCAGAGGUCCUGACGGAGCCGGGUGCUGCGGCAGCCCUGGUCCCCACCGUGGCACUGAGGACCCAGAGUGAGGCCGUGGUGUGUGGCAUCUGCAUGGAUCGGGUGUACGAGAAGCCACUGCCGGAGGAGCGGUUCUUUGGGAUCCUCCCAAACUGCAGCCAUGCGUACUGCCUGGGCUGCAUCCGCAAGUGGCGUCGCAGCCGGGACUUCCAGAGCACGGUCAUCAAGGCCUGCCCAGAGUGCCGGGUCACCUCCAGUUACUACAUCCCCCACAAAUACUGGGUCUCAGAUGCGGGUGAGAAGGAGAAGCUCAUCGAAACCUUCAAGGCGCGGACGGGGAAAAUGAGGUGCAAGUUCUUUGUCCAGAACCACGGCCACUGCCCAUUCAAGUCAGACUGCAUCUACCUGCAUGAGCUGCCUGCCGGCCGGCUGCCAAGAAUACCCAUCGAGUUCAGCCCUUCCUUGGAGAGCUUUGAUGAGGAGGAUGACGAGAUCUGCGUGCUUGAAUGGGCUGUCACCCUGACGGAGGCAGACUUUCGGUACUCACGUAACGGCUACGAGAUGCUCUUCAACUUCAGCAACUCCAACUAA
Messenger RNA from Haliaeetus leucocephalus (bald eagle), 1173 nucleotides. RefSeq names its product probable E3 ubiquitin-protein ligase makorin-1. NCBI's taxonomy places the organism in Eukaryota, Metazoa, Chordata, Aves, Accipitriformes, Accipitridae. Gene Ontology annotation, biological process: protein polyubiquitination. The transcript has 8 exons. The coding region runs from base 1 to 1173 and encodes 390 amino acids. The record is from RefSeq and is a predicted model, not a curated record. Gene Ontology annotation, molecular function: metal ion binding; ubiquitin protein ligase activity.